Molecule: messenger RNA, 891 nt
Organism: Suillus clintonianus
Lineage: Eukaryota; Fungi; Basidiomycota; Agaricomycetes; Boletales; Suillaceae
Exons: 4
Coding region: 1-891 (296 amino acids)
Source: RefSeq, a predicted model, not a curated record
AUGUCGACAAGUUCCUUCGCACAAUGGUUGCUCGUUCACUACGCGUCGACCAAGAGCCAAUCACCGAACGAAGGCCGUAGACGAUGGAAACUUCGGGUUGCACAAAAGUUCUGGGCAUCAGGCGAGAAAACGUUGUCAUAUACCGCUGCAGUCGGUACUGCUGAGAAUAUCGAUCUGGACUUCUAUAUCGAUAGCGAUCCUUUUGAUGAAGCGUCCACUGACAGACAAGAACUCGGAAUCCUUGUGCGGACCGAUUUUUCCGACGAGGCUGCUUGGUUGGCUUUCUGCAGUCGAUUGGAAGAAGGAGAGAAAGAGUUUGCAGCUAGUCCUUCGGAAGAAGAUGACGCGACAAUGGACAAUCAACCUGAGCCCAACAGAGCAAGCCAUGAUACCGCUGCAAUUACGACAGAAGAAGAUGACAGCGAGGAAUCUGAUGACGAGCUCAGUGCAAUCUUUUACAUCGUCAAUCCAUCUCUACCCCAGGAAUGUGCUCUGCUAACCAACAUCUCAAAUCUUGCUGCCCUUCGCUUCUUUAAUGAUGUGGAUGUCCGACAAGCACCCACUCCUCCACCAGAUACCAAACGCAUCAGGCCUCCAAACAGAUUGGUCGACUCAGGCGGCUGGCAGGAGGUGUAUGCCGGAAAAAACCUGUGGAUAUACGAUGCAAAGUCCAACAGUGAUCAAUGCGUGCGGGUAGUCAGUCAGACCAGCUCAGACAUGUAUGGGACAGCAACGGCCGAUAGCUGGAGAGCUAGAGUAUCUCACUUAUGCGAACUGCAAGUAAACCUGUCUUCUGGCGCGAUGAAGAUCGACUUUGGAGGCCUAGAUCGCUGGGAUUACGCAGAACGCCAACGAAACAUGCAAGAAGCUGAGGCUCCAGUGGUUUUGUGA